Molecule: messenger RNA, 328 nt
Organism: Alexandromys fortis (reed vole)
Lineage: Eukaryota; Metazoa; Chordata; Mammalia; Rodentia; Cricetidae
Product: dolichyl-diphosphooligosaccharide--protein glycosyltransferase subunit STT3A-like
Exons: 2
Coding region: 41-313 (90 amino acids)
Biological process (GO): post-translational protein modification
Cellular component (GO): membrane
Molecular function (GO): dolichyl-diphosphooligosaccharide-protein glycotransferase activity
Source: RefSeq, a predicted model, not a curated record
CAUUUUUCUGUAUUCAUUCUUGUUUUAGGAUGCAAAGGUCAUGUCAUGGUGGGAUUAUGGCUACCAGAUUACCGCAAUGGCAAAUCGGACAAUUUUAGUGGAUAAUAACACAUGGAAUAAUACUCAUAUUUCUCGAGUAGGGCAGGCAAUGGCAUCCACAGAAGAAAAAGCAUAUGAAAUCAUGAGGGAGCUUGAUGUCAGCUAUGUGCUUGUCAUUUUUGGAGGCCUUACUGGGUAUUCCUCUGAUGGUACUGUACUUGAUAUUGUUCUAUCUGUGGGCAUUGAAGAUGUAGUGAAUCAGUUACUAUUUUAAUUUUAUUUAUUUAUA